Cetraspora pellucida is the source of this 1842-nucleotide messenger RNA. NCBI's taxonomy places the organism in Eukaryota, Fungi, Glomeromycota, Glomeromycetes, Diversisporales, Gigasporaceae. The record is from the annotation of a GenBank genome assembly.
AUGACGAUUCGUGCAAUAAAGUUAUUUAUUGAUGGAACUUUUCCUGCAUUCAAAUAUGAUAAAAUUACAUUACAAAAGAAUUUAAACUUUUCAGCGCGAACUUUUUCUUGUAAUUUUUUAGUAAAUCAAUCGUGUUUUUCCAAACAUUGUUAUAAUUUUAGAAGUCGUGAAAGAUGUUAUAAAGGACUACACAUAAAAAGAUGGCAAUCUACGUUAAAUAACGAUCAAGAUAUAGAUUUGACAAAAAUUCCUGCGGAACAUAUCCGUAAUUUUAGCAUUAUUGCUCAUGUUGAUCAUGGUAAAAGCACACUAGCGGAUAGUUUACAAUUAACAGGCACUAUAAAUAAGCAUCAUUCCCAUAAUCAAGUUUUAGACAAACUCACUGUAGAGCGAGAGCGAGGUAUCACAAUAAAGGCGCAGACAUGCUCCAUGUUCUAUAAAUAUAACGAUAAACAAUAUUUACUUAAUUUAAUUGACACGCCGGGUCAUGUAGAUUUCAAUUAUGAGGUAUCCCGGUCUCUUGCAGCAUGUCAAGGGACCAUUCUACUAGUUGAUGCGGCUCAGGGGUUACAGGCUCAAACUGUCGCCAACUUCUGGCUAGCAUACAACCAAGAAUUGAGCAUAAUCCCUGUUGUUAAUAAGAUUGACCUUCCAGCUGCAGACACAGAACGAGUAACAAAACAAAUCCAAAGUACAUUUGAACUUGACACUGCAAAUAUUGCAUUGAUAUCAGCGAAAACUGGUCUUAAUGUCGAAAAAAUUUUGCCAAACGUGAUAGAAAAAAUUCCUCAUCCGACUGGAGAUGUAAACGAACCUUUGAAAGCACUUCUUUUUGACUCUUGGUACGAUACAUAUGUUGGUGUUGUUUGCUUAAUGGCAAUAGUAAAUGGAAAAUUACAAAAAGGCGAUAAAAUUGUCUCGGCAUAUUCAGGACAAAAAUAUGAAAUUGCUGAUAUUGGAAUUAUGCAUCCAGAACAAGUACCAACAGGAUAUCUACAUGCUGGUCAAGUGGGAUAUGUGAUAUGCAAUAUGAAAGUAGCAACUGAAGCACAUAUUGGAGAUACAUUUUAUCAUUUUAAAAGUCCUGUUGAUCCUUUACCAGGAUUUGAACCAGCCAAACCAAUGGUAUUUGCGGGUAUAUUUCCAAUAGAUACCAAUGAAUUCACUAAGCUGGAUGAAUCUAUUGCAAAAUUAACGUUGAAUGAUGCUAGUGUGUCAGUCCAGAAAGAGACUAGCAUAGCAUUAGGACAAGGCUGGCGUAUUGGAUUUUUAGGAACAUUGCAUAUGGAUGUUUUUCAGCAAAGGCUAGAGGAGGAAUAUGACGCUAAUGUCAUCAUCACUCAACCAACUGUACCUUAUAAAAUCAUUUAUCGAGAUGGUACAUCAAAAUUAAUCCGCAAUCCAUCAGAAUUUCCUGAACCAAACGAAAUGUCACAUAAAAUAGUUGAACUACAUGAACCAAUGUCCCGUAGGGGUGAACAAUCAGAGUAUAACUACUUAGACGAGACACGAGUUAUUAUGAGAUAUUCUAUGCCAUUAGCUGAAAUUGUAACUGAUUUUCAUGAUGCUUUGAAAUCAAGAUCGAGUGGUUAUGCGAGUUUUGAUUAUGAAGACAUGGGAUAUCAACAGUCUGAUAUUGUGAAGAUGAAUGUCUUGAUAAACAAAAAGCCAGUAGAUGCACUUUCUGCAAUCUUGCACCGUUCUCAAGUAUCAUCGGUUGGGAAGGAAUGGACAAAAAAAUUGAGCGAAGUUAUACCCAAGCAAUUAUACGAAGUAGUAAUUCAAACAGCUGUUGGUGGAAAGGUUGUGGCUAGGGAAACGUUAGUAACUCAAGUUAUUUAG